Molecule: messenger RNA, 993 nt
Organism: Pezoporus occidentalis (night parrot)
Lineage: Eukaryota; Metazoa; Chordata; Aves; Psittaciformes; Psittacidae
Gene: REX1BD
Product: required for excision 1-B domain containing
Exons: 5
Coding region: 50-502 (150 amino acids)
Source: RefSeq, a predicted model, not a curated record
CCGCGCUCCGCCCUCCGCCGGGCCUGCGCCGUGCGACCGGGGCCGGGCCAUGACGGGCGAGCCCGUGCAGGCGCUGCUGCGGCGGCUGCGGGCACUGCAGGGCGAGCGGGCCGAGGCGUACCGGCUGCUGGAGCAGGGCCACCGCGCGUACCUGAGCAGCGCGCCGCACUAUGACUUCCCUCGCUACCGGCAGCUGGUGCACGAGAUCACGGUGGCCUUCAGCAGCAUCUCCCGCGAGGUGCUGAGCAUCGCCGGGCACCUGCGGGAUGAGCUCGCCCGCCCCGACCUGGCCCAGCACCUGGCCCGGCUGCAGGAGCGGGAGCAGGAGAAGCUGCAGCUGACAGCACAGCUCCAGCUGGCCCAGCAGCAGGCACAGGACCAGCCCCACGUGGAUGCCCACCAGCAGGAGGUGCAGGAGCUCAAGCACAAGCUAAUUAAAACCAUUGAGGCAAUCAGCGAAAUUCUCCAGGACCUCAAGUACGAUUCGGAAGAAGCCGAGUGAUGGAUGUCCCCGUGGGAACGGCUGGAGGGGCCGGGCGGUGGAACGGGGGCCCCGCGCGCCAUUCCCGGCCCCCGGCGCAGCCACCCGGGCACCCACAGCACCCAGCAAGGUGGGCACCUUCCCCUCGGCGCCUUUUCUUGAGCACAGGCUGGAAGGGGUGAAGAACACCCCCAUCUGUCCAGGAGGAGCGGGGUCCCCCUAAGUCCUGAGCAUCCCUCAGCAGAGGGCUGCAGCGUGGGCCUGGUUCCACUUCCCAGCUGCACCACGGGUUUUUGCCCAAGGAAAACCACAACGUGCAGUGCCAAGGGGCUGCCUUGCUUUGAUCCCCGUGGAGAUGAGCACUGCCUUCACUGCCAGCAGGAGCCCCAGGGGCAGCAGCCCCCCAAAAGCAUCUCUCUUGCUGCACCCCCAACCCUAGCACAGCUCCAGUGCCCCAGUAGCGCUCUUUCUAUGGUCAUCCAAAAUAAACCUGCCCCGUGGGGCUGGCCUGA